CGUUCCUUGACCUCCAUCGGGUCGGUCCUCACACUGAGGCUGAUCCCAGAGCUGCUGGACGCUCCGCUCAGAGAGACGGCAGUGACGGUGCCGCGGGAGCCGCAGGAGCACAGCAGCUCCUCCCCGAGCAGCGGGUCCUCCUCCGAGUACGAUGAGGCCGACUCCUGGGACUGUUUCCAGCACUACAGCCCCACGGAGGAGGAGGAGGAGGAGGAGACCGAGGAGGAGUACGAUCCUUUCCCAGAGCGAGAGCAAAUCCCAGAGUCUUAUCCCAAACUCCACCUGGAUGAGGAGGAGGAGGAGGAGAUGACGUUAGGGGAGGAGGAGGAAGAGGAGGAUGUGGAGUUGUUAGGAAGGAGGAGUGUUUUUGAAAGGAGUGUCAGCAGGCAGUCGGUCGCUUCCUCGGACGUUUCCUCCCAACACACUCCUCAGAGAGAGCGGAGGUUCAGCAAGGACAGCAGUCAGUCCCUCUACCUGUCCGAUGGAGAGGAAGGGUCAGGCAGUGAUGGGGGUCGAAUCCCUCGUGGCAGCGUCAUCCGAAGCACCUUCUACAGCACCUCCCACCAGCUGUCUCCCAUGUCCGCCAGACACAUGACGCUACGGGACAAGUUCAAGGCCAAGAAGCAGGAGAGGGGCCGCAAGCCUCUCCGGAGAAGCCUGUCCGGACGCCUGAACGAGCCUCUCAUCGAGUACGUGGAGGACGACCCGGAGACAAACCGUGGGCAGAGACGGGGGUCCGUGCAGCCCACCAUGCAGAAGUCCUGCUCCUUUGAUAGCGGGGUUAGCCUCCCCCACGCUAACGCCCCCCCUCACAGGAGGAGCAGGUCUCUGGACGAGUAUUCCCGAAGAUCUCCGAGCUCACCGAAGCCGGAUGAGGAGGAAGAAGGGUCUCAAAGUCUGAAGGAGGGGGAUUUGACCGAUGAUGAAGCCACUGGGAGGAACUUGUUGGCGAUCCCGAGUCCUCAACGACCCCCGAGAAGACGAGGCUCCAUCGCUCCGGUACAAAGUGGGUCUUCUGUUCCCUUAAGCUUCGUCGCUGGGAACAGAAGGAGGCUGGAUCCGGAUCAGCUACCCCGGGAAACCUUCGCCGGUUCCCAAGGGUCUCUGGCCGAAUCGUCUCUUCCGGAGCACGGUGGCUCCGAGUCCUCAAGUCGACUUGGCUCCUAUGAAGAGCUCAGCCAUGGUCUUAUGAGAGGAGGGAGAUGCAGAUCUGGGGAAAGUGAAGGGUACGACGAUCAAGGGGAGCCUCUGAGGCCCCCGUCGCCAUCUUCCUUCCAGGAGGUCAAACCCAGGAGUUCGUUCCCUCAAGCUCCACCACGAAAUCGCACCCGAUCCAACCCUAAUUUAUGCGGUCUAAUCCCAGCGAGUCCCAGUCCCAGCCUCUCGUCUCUUCAGGCUCCAGAGAGGCCCCCCAGAUCCAGAGACAAGAAAGAAAGUGGGGGUCUCCAGAGACAUGCAUCUGAUACAGCUCUGGAGCUCAGACCCCCGACGGGAAAGUCGCCCAAACUGGGUCUGCUGAAGAUCUUCCGCCGGCAGUCGUGGACCGGACACUCGUACUCUCCGCUGGACAACCAGGCGUUAGGACCCACGCUGGGGGAGAUCAUGACGCCCGACACCCCCACCAUGUCUCUGAGGAAGAAGAUGAGAGCGUCAGCCUCCAGUCUGACCAAACUGUUCACCAGGUCUAAGGAGGAUGUGAGCAAAGGAGGGCCAAUAGUGAAAGGCUCAGCUCCGACCCCUCCUGAGAGGAAGCGCAGCUCUGGGCUGGAGAGUCCAAAAAAGAGAGCCUCCAAACUCCUGCCUUCUUUUAAAAUACCUGCUUUUAAAAAGAACAAAGAUCUGCUGGUUCGUCCAAACAAAGCUGAAGUUUUCCAGUUAGACGGAGGUGGCGUCCUGCUGGGCUGGAAGCCAGUUCAGACCAGUGACCCCGUCACCUACUGUGUGCAGUACUGCACAGAGG
Messenger RNA from Notothenia coriiceps (black rockcod), 1960 nucleotides. RefSeq names its product histone-lysine N-methyltransferase SETD1B-like. The transcript has 4 exons. The record is from RefSeq and is a predicted model, not a curated record. NCBI's taxonomy places the organism in Eukaryota, Metazoa, Chordata, Actinopteri, Perciformes, Nototheniidae. The annotation marks the transcript as partial.